Molecule: messenger RNA, 1379 nt
Organism: Talaromyces proteolyticus
Lineage: Eukaryota; Fungi; Ascomycota; Eurotiomycetes; Eurotiales; Trichocomaceae
Product: membrane bound O-acyl transferase family-domain-containing protein
Exons: 2
Coding region: 119-1306 (395 amino acids)
Biological process (GO): lipid metabolic process
Source: RefSeq, a predicted model, not a curated record
CACAAACAAUGAGGUGAAAAACGAAAGAGAAAAAUGGGGCAAUUGAAGAAAGAAUUUAUCAUUGAGAUUUAAAAACUCCCAUUAUACCAAACUGCGAGUUCAUAGCUAAGCAAGCACAAUGAUAGACCACUUGCUGAGUAUAUCAGCUGCCUGCAUCAUCGGCUUAAAUGUGUUGUCUACACUUGGCCUUCUGACUGCUCGAACAAAAUUUACGCGAAUUCUUAUUUCCACCAUCUUGCUUGGUCUUACCUCAGUCUUUCAAUAUACUUUUACGACAUGGUAUCAAAAUCGGAUGCAUCGCGGCCUAGCAGCUAGCAUUUUCUGGGCUUACUUAUUAAGCUCCACAGAGCUGUUGUUGAUUUCUGAUGUUGGGUUUAAAGAUGCCCCCGAACCCAGUAAUGGGCUGCUAUCAUGGAGAAACAUAAAAUGGGCAAUUUUCCUUUCAUGGAAUAUGCGCAGGGUUGGCACGAAAUGGGAAGUUAAAAACAUACCUUCGUUCAGUGGUGGCCGAACCAAGUCGAAAGAAGUACCUUCGGCGACACAAUUUAUUCGCAAAAGACUCCUCAUUGUUGUACUCGCGUCGUUAUUUCUCGAUGCAAUAACUUCUGGGCCGCCGCCGGACAUGGAAAUGUUCUCGGAGGAAAAGCAGUACCUGAAUUUCGCGAGAUUAAGCCAGGUAGAUCUGGAAGAGCUCAUCACAAGGGUUAUUCUCACGAUGACAAUUACGCUUAAUGCCGCACUGCCGAUUAUGAUCACGUAUUACGUCGCUUCAAUUAUUCUUGUGGCUACAGGUUUGAACACACCAGCCGAGCUUCCUCCUUUAUAUGGUCCUUUGUUAGAAUGCUAUUCCGUGCGCAGGUUCUGGGGCCUUCUCUGGCAUCAGUGGCUUCGCCGAAGCCUGACUGGUAUUGCAGCAUCCGUAACCACGUCGCUGUCGAUUCCGCGCCAGUCCAACUUGUAUCGAGUCACCAGCCUGUUGAUUGUCUUUGCGAUAUCCGGAUGCAUUCAUCAACUUAGUGACCUGGCCAUCGGAAUUCCACAGUUCGAAGCCAAUGGGUUUUAUUUCUUUAUGCUCCAGCCAUUAGCCAUCGUAUUUGAAGAUGCGUUUGAGAGUCUUUAUUUCAGAUAUUUUCGAAGGGAGGGUGGUAUAUAUGGAAGAUUAAGAACGUGGGAAUAUGUAAUCUGUUUUCUAUGGGUGGUCUUGUAUUUUACUGUGCUAGCGCCUAUAUGGUUCUGGCCAGCUGUUCGCCAUACCGAUCCUACAAGGGAUUCAUUUCUGUUGGUGAGAAUUGUGCCUUUUAAGUGAAGGAAGAAGAGUGUGGAAGGGACGAGCCGAUUAAAAGAGAAGUUUAAAAAAAAUCUAUUAUUAAAUUAAAGUA